AUGGCGGAGUGUAAAGCAUUGAGAAAUAUCAGGCAUCGAAAUCUGGUUAAGAUAUAAACUAUUUGCUCGAGUGUUGAUUUUCAAGGCAAUGAUUUCAAGGCGCUGGUUUAUGACUUCAUGGUUAACAGGAGCCUAGACGACUGGUUGCAUCCUUAUCCGAGUUCAGCAGAUGGAGAGUUGAGGAAAUUGAACCUUCUACAGAGAUUAAAUAUUGCCAUUGAUGUUGCUUGUGCACUGGAUUAUCUUCAUCAUCAUUGCGGAACACCAAUAAUUCACUGCGAUCUCAAGCCAAGCAAUGUUCUUUUGGACAAUGAUAUGAUUGGUCAUGUUGGUGAUUUUGGGUUAGCGAAAUUCCUUCCUGAAGCCACCCAAAACUUUAAUAUGAAUCAGACAAACUCUAUUGGAAUAAGAGGGACUAUUUGGUACAUUGCUCCAGAGUAUGGAAUGGGAAGUGAAGUGUCUACAUGCGGUGAUGUCUACAGCUAUGGCAUUCUCUUGUUGGAAAUGUUCACCAACAAAAGACCCACUAACGAAUUGUUCAAAGACGGUCUAAACCUUCACAAUUUUUCCAAAGCAUCAUUCCCUGACCGCGUGCUAGACAUUGUAGAUCCAAUACUUCUUCAUGAAGAAGAACACGAUAGUACCUCAGACAAUGACACUCAUUCUCAGAACAGCAUGGGGAGUCACAAAUUCAACAGUGCUUGAAUUCAAUAAUUGGAGUCGGAGUCGCUUGCUCUGCAGAAUUGGCAAGGGAGCGAAUGAACAUAAGCAACGUUGCUGCUGAAUUACAUUCCAUCAAGAACAUUUUUC
Camellia sinensis is the source of this 810-nucleotide messenger RNA. The record is from RefSeq and is a predicted model, not a curated record. NCBI's taxonomy places the organism in Eukaryota, Viridiplantae, Streptophyta, Magnoliopsida, Ericales, Theaceae.